This is a messenger RNA of Emiliania huxleyi CCMP1516, 1329 nucleotides long. RefSeq lists its product as hypothetical. Bases 1 to 1329 code for a protein of 442 amino acids. The transcript is spliced from 3 exons. Gene Ontology annotation, molecular function: protein kinase activity; protein binding; ATP binding. Lineage: Eukaryota; Haptophyta; Isochrysidales; Noelaerhabdaceae. The record is from RefSeq and is a predicted model, not a curated record. Gene Ontology annotation, biological process: protein phosphorylation.
AUGCGGCAGUGGUCCGCCGGCAAGGACGAGGGCUCGAAGCUCGCCGCAGCGCAGCGCAUCGCGGAGGCUGUCCGCUUCCUCCAUUCAAACGGCCUGAUUCACCGCGACCUCAAGCCGGAGAACAUCGUCUUCGACAGCGCUGCGGCCGACGCGGCGCCUGCGCUGUGCGACUUUGACUUGAGCCGAAGCGCGAACCUCUCGUCUCACACGACGACGCGCAUUGGCACACCGUUGUACGUGCCGCCCUUUGCCCCAGAGCAGCUGCGCCCGACGUUCAAGUCGGACAUCUUCUCGCUCGGGGUGACGCUCUUCGACGCGCUGCUGUGCGGAGCCGGUGGCCUCCCCAAGACGGGCACCGGCGAGCUCGACCUCGAGCGAAUGCGCGGCGGCUCAUCCGGCCCGUGCGAGCUCACCCUGGCGUACCCCGGAGGAGGAGAGGACCUAGCGGCGCUCCUACGGCAGAUGCUCUCGCCGGAGCAGCAAGACCGGCCGACAGCGGCGGAGGUGGCAGACCGGCUGAGUGCGCAGCUCAACCAGCGGACCUGUCUCUUGUGCCACUGCCCCUACCCUCGCGAUGAGGGCCUCGUGUGCCCUGUCGCCGGCGCCGCGCACUUUACCUGCGACGGCUGCAUGGCGGCGCACGUGGCGCAGGCCGACUCGCUUGGCGGGGACGCGUUCGACCGGAUCGUUUGCUGCGACAAGCGAUACACCGGCUGCACCGGCAGCUUCUCUUGGCAGGAGGUGAUGGGGCACGUGGACGCGCUCUCUGCCGAGACGCUCCGCAAGCACCUCAGAGACGCGGUGGCGGUCCAGCAGCGCGAGGCGAUCGAGGCCGAGUUCAAGCAGCGCGAGGCGGAGAGGGAGGCGCGGUCAGAGGUGGAGAGGAAGGCGCUCAAGGCGAGGCGCCAUAUCGAGGAGGACAUCAUGGCGCUCAAGUGUCCUCGGCGGGCUAUAGAGGGCACCUUGGAUACCGGGUACAGUAUGGACGCGCAUCAGCACGUGCCAGUCUGCAGCCUCAACCCGAGUCGCUCUCACUACAUCGACGUUGCGGACUGGAAGCGCAUCGUAGAUGGCGAGCGGGGCCGCAAGCUGGAGGAGUACUGGCGCGGCUUGGCCGUCGAGGUGCAGGAGAAGCUCGCGAUAGAUGGCUGCGUGCGGCAGAUCUUGCGAGAGCUUCGCCUCGGGCGCCUCGGUGCCACGAGCCGCUUCGCAGCAGGCCUCGUGCAGCUGCGCGGUAUGGGCUUCUCGGACGAGCGAAAGAUGCGCACGAUGCUCGACACGUACGAAGGGAACGUUGAAAGGGCUGCCGAAGCAUUGGCUUCCGCAUGA